Molecule: messenger RNA, 890 nt
Organism: Oppia nitens
Lineage: Eukaryota; Metazoa; Arthropoda; Arachnida; Sarcoptiformes; Oppiidae
Exons: 4
Coding region: 61-828 (255 amino acids)
Source: RefSeq, a predicted model, not a curated record
CUCUUGAAAUAAAUUUWAUUUGAAAGUUUCAUUUACUUUAUAUUUAAUAGUUUAACAAAAAUGUUUAAUUAUUUGCUAAAUCUUGUGUUCAUUUUAGCGAUAAUCUUAAAAUUUAUUAAUUUACAAUUGGUUUCAACAAAUACAUGGCAUGACUUACAGCAAAGUCAGGUACCGGUGCGACGCAUUAAUAUAUCAUACAGUUUGAGUCCAAAUCCUAUUAAAUAUGAAGACACUGUUGGCAAAAAAAUGUGUCCACAAUGUGUGGACAAACAUUUGGUUCAGCAUUAUAUGACACGAGGAUGUCGUCCCAUCAUUAAAGGCGGCUGUGAGUGUCCAUCACGUUAUCAAUGUCCCGAAACCAGCAAUUUUGUAAACCAAACAAAUGAUUGUCGCUAUAGAGGACAGACUCUGGCAUUGGAUUCAUCCGUUGUCGACGACAACAUUUGUCGUCUUUGCAAAUGUGUAUCCAAUGGCCAAUACAUUCAUAUAGAUUGCAGUCAACCCAUCGCAGGAUGUCUGAAGAGUGAACGUCUGAAAAAUGAUGACAAAAAGUGUCAGUCAAUCAAUUGUGAUCUGAAAUCUGAUCCACGAUUGAUGGCCGGCUGUACACCAGUUUAUAGUGACACCGGUUGCUGUCCUAUUGAUUACAAGUGCCCCAAAUCUAGUGCCAUCCGAGUGCGCGGUUUGGACAGCGAUUCAUUUAUGUGUGAGUUCGAGACCCGUAAAUACCCGAUCGGUUCAGCGCUUUAUAGUUCAAAUAAAUGCCACAAAUGUGUGUGUCGUCUACCACCACAAUUCACAUGUAUUCAACCAACAAAUUGUUUUUAAAUUGAUAUAUUUGAUAAUAGUUGCUACUAUUGGAUGUAAUAAUGAACAAUAAAUUUAUAACC